UUUGUUUUGUAUUUAUGUGUUUGUUUUCCGUGGAAGUAGGUGGGGAGGAGAGUAUGUAUGUAUGUAAGAUAUGCAAUGGGAUGGAUGAGGGGGUUGGUUGCCUGUUCCUGAUGCUGAUCAGGAUGCAAUCGAUGAUGAGAUCGAUACAUGUCAUGUAUGCAUGUAUGUAUGGUGUGAGUGCGGGAACGGCAAAGCAGGCAAAGCAGAGAGUCCUUGAAAUACAAACACUCGCGUCGGACCUUUUUGUGCUGGUACUUCUUUCUUUUACUUCCUACUCUCUUCCUCUUCUAUUCGUAUCUUUCACCCCCCUCCCUCGUAUCCCUCCCCUCCCCUACUUCUCUCCCCUCCUCUUUGACAAACAGAUUCCCACACCCACGUUUCAUCAUGGAGUCUGUCCCAGAAACCAAACGCGAUCCCACAGGCGGCGAGCCGCCCCAGGGCGCCGAAGACGAAAAACAAGACCGCAUCGUGACCUCGGACAACAAAGUCGAGCUCCAAGACACAGACGCCUGGCAUAUACUGGGCUACUCGUUCCCGACGUGGCGGAAAUGGCAGAUUCUCAUGGUUGUGUUUUUGAUCCAGAUUAGUAUCAAUAUGAAUGCGUCCAUGUACUCGCACGGCGUGAGUCGGAUCAGCGAAGACCACGGCGUUAGCGAGCAAGUCGCGCGGAUCCCUCAGAUGCUGUUCCUGGUUGCGUAUGGGUUUGGCUGCGAGCUGUGGGCGCCCUGGAGCGAAGAGUACGGACGGUGGCCUAUUCAACAGCUCAGUCUUUUCCUCGUCAACAUCUGGCAGAUCCCCUGCGGUCUGAGCAAGAACUACGCCACAUAUGCCGUGUUCCGCACACUUGGUGGCCUUUCGACAGCGGGCGGGUCCGUCACGCUGGGUGUGCUUGCCGAUAUGUGGGAGCCUGAUGAGCAGGAGUACGCUGUUGCUUUUCUGGUCUUGUCGUCGGUUGGUGGGUCGGUUGUCGGUGCCAUCGUAGGCGGGUUCGUGGAAGAAUAUCUCCCGCUCCCCUGGAUCUUCUGGGUCCAGCUUAUCGUCGGUGGAGCCGUCCAACUCGUGCAUCUCGUCUGCAACCCAGAAACCCGCGCCACCAUCCUCCUCGACCGCGAAGCAAAACGCAUGCGGAAAACGGGCGAGGCUCCCAAUGUCUACGGACCCAACGAGAUCCGCAGCGAGAAACGCGUUACGUUCAAGAGCUUUUGGAGCAUUGUUGGAAGACCGUUCUACAUGUUCUUCACCGAACCAAUUGUCCUGUGGCUCUCCCUGCUCAGCGGUUUCAGCGACGCUCUUAUUUUCAGUUUCCUCGAGUCUUUUAAACCAGUCUACGAGCAAUGGGGGUUCGGCACCGUCGGUAUCAGUCUGGCUUUCCUCCCGCUGCUGAUCGGUUAUGUAUUGUCAUAUCUAUCCUACCUCCCCUCGAUCCACCACUUCCGCGGUAAACGCAGAAAAGGCACCCCCCUGGACCCAGAAGUCCGUCUCUGGUGGCUCCUCUUCCUCGCGCCGCUCGAAACCAUCGGGCUAUUCGGGUUCGCAUGGACGUCGUUGGGGCCCGACUACGGUAUCCCUUGGAUCGCGCCUAUGAUUUUCUCCUCACUGAUAGGAAUCGCAAACUACGCAAUCUAUCAAUCCUCAAUCGACUACCAAACCGCCGCCUACGGACCUUACGCGGCCUCGGCGACCGGCGGCAACGAUCUCGCCCGCGACUUCCUAGCCGGCAUCGCAGCGUUGUACUCUGCGCCCAUGUACGAGAACAUCCCUGGAAGACCGCUGGAAUAUGCGUCCACGAUCCUGGCGUGUCUGGCUCUGCUCGUUACCAUUCCCAUUUAUAUCGUGUAUAAGAAGGGGCCUGAGAUUCGCGCCAAGAGCUCGUUUGCGCAGAGUCUGGAUAAGAGUCGCGAAGAGGGUAAGGAGAAGAGGAGGAAGGCUAGUAUGGUGGAGAUGGAGGGGCGGGUAUGA
This is a messenger RNA of Periconia digitata, 1959 nucleotides long. The record is from the annotation of a GenBank genome assembly. Lineage: Eukaryota; Fungi; Ascomycota; Dothideomycetes; Pleosporales; Periconiaceae.